Messenger RNA from Coprinopsis cinerea okayama7#130, 3744 nucleotides. RefSeq lists its product as hypothetical. NCBI's taxonomy places the organism in Eukaryota, Fungi, Basidiomycota, Agaricomycetes, Agaricales, Psathyrellaceae. Gene Ontology annotation, biological process: cell surface receptor signaling pathway. Bases 1 to 3744 code for a protein of 1247 amino acids. Gene Ontology annotation, molecular function: protein binding. The record is from RefSeq and is a predicted model, not a curated record. The transcript is spliced from 7 exons.
AUGGCGGAUGCUGGUAGAUCCAAGAAACGACGCAAGCGAGGCUGCCUUUCGGGAAUCAUCGCCCGUAUUUCUGGGAAGCACGGACAAUCAGUGACGCCGCAGCCCAAUGUGAAGACAUUCAAACGAAGCCGGUCGUUGGAGAAAGACAUGGUGUUGCUCUCUGCGAUUGGUCUCCUUCAAGAAUCGGGACGACUGAGGGAAGCAGUCCUGAUCCUUGUUCGAUUGAAGCAGAGAAACGACAACCCCCAAGGCGACUACCGGGGCAUCUGUGCUCAGUUGACAACAGUCCUGCAGGCAUGUGCCACUGUGUGCAUCCAGCUGGCCCAUUCUACACGAGACGAGCCCCAACGCGCCCAACAGGCUAUCGAUGAGUUCCACAGUGCCAUUGCAUUAUUAAAGAACUUUGGCCAUACAAAGGAUGGAGUGGCCGAAUCACUUGAUCAAGUCACUCGUGGUAUCCAUUCGCUCACCGCCCGUCAUGCGCUACCGGAACCUGAGGCGACGGAGGUGGGACACCCCAUCUGGAAAGCCGUGCUUGCGGCAGGGAUCACCGUUCUCGAUAUCCUGAAAGAAGCUAGCGAAGCAGCUGAUGUGCCGGUUCUCAAAGGGGUCGUGGGGUCAGUACUGAGCCUCUUCAAAGCUGUCCAGCAAACGCAAUUCAACUACAAUGACAUGUAUGCGCUGGCAUGCCAGGCGGGCGAGCUUGUUAUCAAUGUCGCUGAGGCGUGCUCCAGUAUGGGCAACAUCCCGGAGGAGGUCGAGAGACUUGUUUUACGAUUUGAAGCGAACCUGCGUCCCGUCGUCCAACGUUGUCAAGAAUUAAGUCAGAAGAAUGUCUUUUGGUGCUUUCUACAGAACAGCAACCACAAACAGGAGCUUGAUAAACUCGCUGGAGACGUGACUGCUGCUGUCCAGCUAUUCCAGAAUUCGAACCUCAUCCAAUUACAAGUCAGGAUCGAACGUGUGGCUGAACAAGUUGAUCAUGUUGCUUUUAAACAGCUACCAGAACACCCAGAUGUGAGCGCCCUGCGAGGGGAAUACUUCCCUGGGAGUCGGGAAGACAGCGUGAAAUUCAUAUCGGACUGGUUUUCCAAAUCGAAGGAAGCCGUCCUUUGGUUACAUGGUCCAGCAGGAAUGGGCAAGUCAACGCUAGCCCACCACUGCGUACAGGAGCUCCGCACGUGUGACCGACUCGCAGCAUCAGCCUUCAUCACAGCAAUCCCCUCGGACAACCUGGGGCCAGAGACCUUGGUCAAGAUGUUGGCGUCUGAGAUUGGCAAGCUGCACCCGCGUGCAGUUCCCGCCAUCCUAACUGCUACCAAGACCUGCGCCGGGUUGCACUUGGAGACCCACUUGGAACGGUACAUCCACCAGCCUCUCCGCUCGCUCUCGUAUCCCUACCCCCUCGUCAUCAUCAUCGAUGCUUUGGACGAAUGGAAGCAUUACCGCAGCUUCAUCCGUAUCCUUCCACAUGUGGAUUCUUCUAUCGUUCGGUUCAUCGUCACCAGCCGACGGCCCGCGCUGGAUUCAGUCCUCGAUGAUCUCAAUGGCACGCGGUACGAGAUGUACGCCCUACCCCAGGCGUCCGAGGAUGCCUUGAAAGCCUACGUCCAGCAUCGUCUUGACCGAGUGAACUGGGGAGAUGGUGGGAGGCCUGAUGGCAGGUCCGCUGAGCUGAUCGCGCGCAAAGCAGACGGGCUAUUCAUAUGGGUGGCGACUGUGUUCUCCAUUCUCGACAACAGCCUUGAUAGCGAGACCCCUAAACAGCGACUGGAACAGAUCAUGCGCUCGCAUCGGAACGUCUCCGCUGCCGAAGGACUUCAGAAGCUGUACGGCGAUGCCAUCCGCCGCCUGUUCCCCACAGACCAAAAUCAGGAAGACUUUCGUGACUUUUUUGGGCUCACCGCAGUACUUCAAGAAACGAUGUCGGUCUCCGAGUUCGCGUCAUUGUCAGGGCUAACCCCCACUAUGAUCAAGGGAAUUCAGUCGCGUUUGUCCGCUCUCAGAACCCGUGGGUUGUUUGAUCAAGACAAUGUGCGGCCUGCCUCAACCCUGUACCACCUUUCCUUCAUCGAAUUCAUCCAUUCCGAGGCCUCAAGCGCCACGCCCCCACUCUUCUCCAUCUCCCAACGCCAGUGUCAUUCGCUCAUGGGUGAGCGCUGCCUGGAGCUGACCUUUCAGGGCUUCCUCCCGUAUCCCGCCGCUCACACUCUCCCUCAGCCCCGCGGUGCUCGUCGCUACGCCUGUCGCUUUUGGCCAUUGCACGUGUCCACUGGUACUGGACGUCUGCCCAUGGAGUGGGCUACAACAACUCACUCGAAGCUGCUGGCGGGUGUGGAGACAAAUGGAGCCUUGGAGCAGUGGGGUACAAUGGUCGGAAAGCUUCUCUAUCCCGACAUUGAAUUGGAGAAGGGAGAAGGAACCCAAGAUAUGGAAGAGGUGCUUGUCCGUCUCGCCCGACUGGUGCGUCGGCGCGAGGGCAGUGCUACACCCUUCCAGAUGCAGUGCCUCGAAAUAGCGAUACGCUUGCGACCCGAUGGUCCGAAAGCUUGGGACAGGUUGGGAUGGUGCCAUCAGGAUCUGUUUGAGCAGACUUGCGAUCUUGCGCAUGUAAAUGCUGCCGUUGAGGUGCGGUCCCAUCUGUUUGAACAGUGUCCUUUGUCACAUCCGAGUCGGUCUGAAUGGUUAGAAAAUUACACCGCUAGUCUUCUGACCCGCUUCGAACACAGAGGACAAAGUUCCGAUCUCGAAGCAACGAUUACCUUGUCCAAGCGCUGGCUAAGUGACCAGGAAUGCGAUCGUCGAAGCAGUAUCUGGGUAUUGACCCACCUUGCGAACGCCCUCGAGGCGCGCUUUGGGCAGGCUGGAACCAGGUCCGACCUCGAGGAAGCGAUCACGCUGCAUCAAGAGGCGCUGGAACUCAGACCGGCACCUCAUCCAGGCCGCUCUUCCUCGCUCAACAACCUUGCAAACGCCCUCAAGGCGCGCUUUGAGCAGGCUGGAACCAGGUCCAACCUCGAGGAAGCGAUCACGCUGUAUCGAGAGGCGCUGCAACUCAGACCAGCACCUCAUCCAGACCGGCCUUCCUCGCUCAACAACCUUGCAAACGCCCUCAAGGCGCGCUUUGAGCAGGCUGGAACCAUGUCCGACCUCGAGGAAGCAAUCCGGCUGCAUCGAGACGCGCUGGAACUCACACCAGCACCUCAUCCAGACCGCUCUUCCUCGCUUGGCAACCUUGCAAGCGCCCUCUUCAGGCGCUUUGAGCAGGCUGGAACCAUGUCCGACCUCGAGGAAGCAAUCCGGCUGCAUCGAGAGGCGCUGGAACUCACACCAGCACCUCGUCCAGACCGCUCUUUGUCGCUCAACAACCUUGCAAGCGCCCUCCUUAUGCGCUUUGAACAGGCUGGAACCAUGUCCGACCUCGAGGAGGCGAUCCGGCUGUAUCGAGAGGCGUUGGCAACCUGGCCACCAGGUCAUCCGUAUCGCCUCUAUUCGCUACAUAACCUUGGAUCUUCUCUCCUGUCCUUAUUCCGUUUCUCCGGCUCAGAGAAUGACAUUGACGAAGCAGUUGACCUACUCGAGGAAGUGUUGGCUCUGCGACCAAUGCCCCAUCCUCUCCGUCCAGGAACUCUUCGUCGUCUUGCUGAUGCCCUGGAGGCUCGUUUCAAUUUCAAGGGUGUGGUUGAGGAUCGAGACGAGGCGGUCCGACUUCGUGCAGAAAUCGAGAUGUCGCACAACCAAUAG